Fusarium sp. VM40 is the source of this 942-nucleotide messenger RNA. Lineage: Eukaryota; Fungi; Ascomycota; Sordariomycetes; Hypocreales; Nectriaceae. The record is from the annotation of a GenBank genome assembly.
AUGGCACGCAUCACCAUCGUUGGAGCAGGCAUCACCGGGCUAGCGAUAGCAUCUAGACUAUCCCGCCAUUACAAAAUCACCAUAGUAGCCAAGAAUCUCCCCGGAGACGAACCAACACUGGACUGGGCCAGUCCGUGGGCGGGUGCUAAUUUCGUGGCUGGUUAUUGCUCCUCACCACGCGACAGAAAGAUGCAGCGUGACGCUUUCACAGAGUUGUGGAGACUGGCUACAAGAUGUCCUGAAUCAAGCGUGAGAAAGAUUCCUAUGGAGGAGUUGUUUGAUCAGGAGCGCACGGACGAUGACCUUUGGUAUAGGGAGUUUGUACCAAAUUUUCGUUUCCUUUCAAAGAGAGAAUUGCCACAAGGUGCAAAAGGCGGAGUCACAUACACGACUAUUGUCCUCAAUCCACAUAUCUUCCUCCCCUGGCUGAGACGCAAUCUCGAGAGCAUUGGCGUCGAAUUCAAACGCAUGAAUCUCGCAUCAUUACACGAGGCUAACUAUCUAGGCCACGACGUCCUGAUCAAUGCCAGUGGCCUCGGUCCUAAAGAGUUACUUGAUGUCAAGGAUCCAAACAUGCUCUUCCUGAAGGGUCAGACAAUUGUUAUCAAGAGUGACUAUAAUAAGAGUUUCAUGCGUGACAAUGGCACAGAUUAUACUUAUGUUAUUCCUCGACUCGAUGGGACGGUGAUACUGGGUGGUAUACGAGAUGCGGAUAUUUCGAAUACCGAUGUUAAUCUGGAGGUUGACAAAGAUAUCAUGAGAAGAGUUAACGAAAGUUUACCUGCGCACUUCUCCGCCAACCCAGCAGAUUACAACAUCAUCAGCCACAACGUUGGCAUUCGACCGUAUAGAUCGAACGGAAUGCGAAUUGAGAAAGAACUAAAGAAUGGCCAGAAAAUAGUCCAUGCUUACGAUAAGUUUUCGAUGGCUGUGACUGCCUGA